This is a messenger RNA of Portunus trituberculatus (swimming crab), 1203 nucleotides long. RefSeq lists its product as uncharacterized. The coding region runs from base 16 to 312 and encodes 98 amino acids. The transcript has 4 exons. Gene Ontology annotation, molecular function: protein binding. The record is from RefSeq and is a predicted model, not a curated record. NCBI's taxonomy places the organism in Eukaryota, Metazoa, Arthropoda, Malacostraca, Decapoda, Portunidae.
GGUUGUGGUGCAUGCAUGGUGGUGGUGGUGGCGGUGGAGAUCAUCAUGCGGUGUCUAGCUUUUGUGAUUGGGCUGCUGUUGCUUGGAUGGGUCAGCUGCGUCUGCCAGAAGGCGCCUGGGUCGAGGUACCGCAGCAUCGACAACUGUCCCAUUAACCGCAUGUUCCGGCCCCUGUGUGCCAGUGACGGCUGCUCCUACAUCAACGACGGCGCUCUGGCUUGUGCCCAGAAGGAGGACCCAAACCUCAGAGUUAUCCAUGAUGGGAUGUGUAGCGAUGCCGUUGACCCCGAGGUGGACAACAACGUGGAGUAAUGGUGAAAGGACCUAAGUGAAGGCAUUCCUUGGUGGAUGGAUUGUUGCAGCGCUCUCUUACACUCACACAAGACACGCUGAGUGGGAUCGGGAAAGCUGGUACGAAACGAGGACAAAAAUCCAUCACAACCAUCAGAAAAUAAGAUAAUCAAAAUAAGAACUGAAAUUAAGAUGGAAGAUUAAACAAGAACUUUUAGCCUUUUCAGUUGUGUAUUCGUAAUUUGUUGACUCUCAAAGCAACGAAGUGGGAUCUGUAAUCGCAGAAAUGAGUGAACAGAAGGUUAUUUUCGUCUUUUUUCUUGCCUACGAGACUAUUAAAAAGACUUAUGUACGUAAAAAGAAUGCAUCAAGAGAUUUGGUGAUUAUGUUAAAAAGUACUGGAGUACUGAAUGAAAAUCCCUAGAAAAAUUGAGUGAUGAUCAGAAAACUGUCCAAUAUUGAGAGACAAAAACAGUAACAAGGAAGCAAAUCAGCGAAUACGAUAACGAAUGAAAAGUAAACGAAAACAAAUUGAGAACAUAGAAGAGAAAGCUUCACAGGGAAGACCGACGGUGCAUUAAGAGAGAGAAAGAUAAAGAUUGAGCUUGUCAGAAAGAAGAAUUAGUGACAACACAGCAGGAAUCCGAGAAGAGGACAGACCCCGUUGAAGAACGGAGGAACGAAGGAGACUCAAGGCUUCUGGGAGCGAGCAAAUGGAAAAAAAAGAAGAAGAAGGAAAAAAAAAAAGACCACGAACCAAACCAUGAAGCGUGUCCACUCACGAAGCAGUCUGUAUCCCACGAAGCACGUACGAGUGAAGCACAUUAUUCCUUCUACUUAGGUAUAUCAUUAUAAUCUUAUUUACUAUUGGGUACUAAACAUGUUAUUUGUCAAUAAAGGUGACUAAGCAUG